Molecule: messenger RNA, 1263 nt
Organism: Molossus molossus (Pallas's mastiff bat)
Lineage: Eukaryota; Metazoa; Chordata; Mammalia; Chiroptera; Molossidae
Gene: TXNL1
Product: thioredoxin like 1
Exons: 8
Coding region: 192-1061 (289 amino acids)
Source: RefSeq, a predicted model, not a curated record
CUCCCGUUCCCGCCCCCUCGCCGCUCCGCUCCCUGGCGUGACUCGGCACUGAGAGCUCUGGGAGAAGCUCCGCGAUCGCCGCCGCCUCUGCAGGCCUCGCCGUCUGAGCAUUGCCCUUUCCUCUCCCGGUCGUCUUCCCCUUCAGUUUCGCAGCCGGUGGCGUCGCGGCCUUCCUUCCGGGCUCUCUGAGAAUGGUGGGAGUGAAGCCGGUCGGGAGCGACCCGGAUUUCCAGCCGGAGCUGAGCGGCGCCGGCUCCAGACUCGCCGUGGUCAAGUUCACCAUGCGAGGGUGUGGACCAUGUUUAAGGAUUGCCCCAGCAUUCAGUACUAUGAGUAAUAAGUACCCACAGGCAGUUUUCUUGGAAGUAGAUGUACACCAGUGUCAGGGAACAGCUGCCACCAACAAUAUAUCAGCAACACCCACGUUUUUGUUUUUUCGAAACAAAGUGAGAAUUGAUCAAUAUCAAGGAGCAGAUGCUGUGGGACUAGAAGAAAAAAUCAAGCAGCACUUAGAAAAUGACCCUGGAAGCAAUGAGGACACAGAUAUUCCCAAAGGCUAUAUGGAUUUAAUGCCUUUUAUUAACAAAGCUGGCUGUGAAUGUCUUAAUGAAAGUGAUGAGCAUGGAUUUGACAACUGUUUACGAAAAGACAUGACCUUCUUGGAAUCUGAUUGUGAUGAACAGCUUCUUAUUACUGUGGCAUUCAAUCAACCUGUUAAGCUUUAUUCAAUGAAGUUUCAAGGGCCAGAUAAUGGUCAGGGUCCUAAAUACGUAAAAAUUUUUAUCAAUCUACCCCGAUCUAUGGAUUUUGAAGAAGCAGAAAGAAGUGAACCAACUCAAGCUCUGGAACUAACAGAGGAUGAUAUUAAAGAAGAUGGCAUUGUCCCUCUUCGUUAUGUUAAGUUCCAGAAUGUUAACAGUGUAACUAUAUUUGUUCAGUCCAAUCAAGGUGAAGAAGAAACAACAAGAAUUUCAUAUUUUACUUUCAUUGGUACUCCAGUCCAGGCAACAAAUAUGAAUGACUUCAAACGAGUAGUUGGCAAAAAGGGAGAAAGUCACUAAGAUACAAAGGACACUGGAAGACCACACUGCAAACAGAUCUACAGCUCCUGGAUAACUGCUUGAUUCUCGCCAGAGACUGUCAAUAUUCCAUUCAUUGCCAUUACCAAUAAUAAAUCAUUGCUUUUGUUCAGAUGAUAUCACUAGUGUUUCUAUUGUAAUCUUGAUACAUGCAGUUGUAAAUAAAAGUCAUUACUUUUGCCAA